AUGAUUUUCAUCCGCAAAGGACGUCAUGAGACUACGUGGGCGGUGCUGCGGCAGUUUGGGUAUGACAAUAACCUGCGUCUCUCCCACGAUUUCCUCUACCCUAAACUAGUGGUUCCAUCGGGCUGCUCGACCGAGCUGUCUCCAGCUGGCAUUCACUUUCUUCACACCAUAUUCACCAAAUAUGACAUCGACGGCGAUGAGUGCCUAAGUCCGACCGAGGUGGCUGAGCUGCUAGCUACGUGUCCGGAGGAGGAGGGAGUUCGACUGUCCGCUGGUGGUAGUGCUGGUAUGGGUGUGGAGGACUUUGGUCUCUGCGAGGAGACCAACUGCAGGGGCUGGGUUACACGCCGUGGUUUCAUGGCCCACUGGGCGCUAACGGCUCUGUUGGAACCCAGUCAAGCCUUGGAGUACUUGGCCUACUUAGGUUUUACCUAUCAGGCAGGAGUGUGUCUUCUACCCGACAGAGAUUAUCUGGCCUUUGGACCAAAUCCAAGCUUCGGCUUUGGCACUUCCAUUACCAAUCCAAACGUGCCCCAGGUCGCCCCAUGUGGUUGCUUGAGUAACUCAACGGAUAACCUCUUGCGCGGGCUAGUUGUAACUUCGGAACGCCGAAUGGACUAUAUUCGGGGUCAUACGAGUCGGACGGUCUUUUACUGUCGAGUCUAUGGGAGUAGAAAAGUUGGGAAGACAUGUCUGCUGCAGGGUUUGCUGGGUCGUGGUCUGCGAGGCCGCGGAGGGUAUGCGGUGGGUGGAGCCAGCGGACGGACAGCGGCGUGGACGGCAGCGACGGGACUGCCCGUGUGCGGGAAAUUGCGAACACUGAUACUGCACGAGGUGAGUGCAGGCCAUGGGGAGCAAAUGACAGCAGGUGAAGCCCUCUCCGCCGACGUUGCCUGCCUCCUCUAUGACGUCACCGACGCAGACUCCUUCCGUUAUGUGGCCAAUAUCUUUUUGAACUUUUAUCGUGGCACUCGCGUUCCCUGUCUCUUCGUUGCUGGUAAAGCGGACCAGAUAGGUGUGCUGCAAAAUUACUGCCUUGAUCCUCAGGAGUUCUGCGCAAAGUACAAUCUAGCCGAUCCCCUUCCCUUCUCUUCCCUUGACGUUCGCCCUCGUCUCGUGGAGACCUCAGCUACUGGUGUUGAUCCUGGCACCGGUGGUGACUCACGUCAUCGACGCAGCUCUGCGGAUACUGUAAAGGCACCCCCUUCUGGUCCUGGUGUGAGCUCCACUUUCUGGUACCUCGACAAUUGCAGCUCGCCCGAGGCCAGUCCACAGAGAAAUAAACGAAACGGCCCCGCACCAUCAGCUGCGUCAACGGCAACGCAACUGGAGCCAUCGUCACCUCAACAACGUCCCCUUUCGGGCACUCGAGGGCGAUCUUCCACCCCCACGCUCUUUAGCCCAUACACCACUGGCACAUCUAUUCCUGCACGCGAGGUCAAGCAGCUGGAGGGAGAGUUUCACCCCGUGUACGUGAAACUUACGACCAUGGCCAAUUACCCACACACCAGACGUCUAGAGCUGGCUCAACCCGACUACGCUUGGAAACUGACCCUCGCUGCAACCAUCUUGGCUGGUUUUGGGUUUGUAGCCUUUAGAAUGGCAAAACCACAUCUGUAG
Molecule: messenger RNA, 1620 nt
Organism: Hydatigera taeniaeformis
Lineage: Eukaryota; Metazoa; Platyhelminthes; Cestoda; Cyclophyllidea; Taeniidae
Source: the annotation of a GenBank genome assembly